CCCAAGUAGAUAUGAAAUUGCAUAGGCCUCAGACUGGAAAUUUCCAGUACACAUGUGUGUAUAGAACAACGGUAUUGUACGUGGUUACUAGCCCUGAUGUCCUAAAUGACCUGACAGACCCAUAAGUUUCUAACAAAAUGAGCAGACAUCAUGAGGAGAAGGCUAUGACAGAACCUGCCAUGGAGGGGAUUUCUAUACUCCUGUCAAGAUUUAUUGACAAGAAUCUUACCGGGACAAAGGAGAUGACCGACAAUCUGAGAAGGGUCAUGCUGAUGGAGGAAUCUAUAUAUAACUGUAGCGAAAACACCAGAAAUAUAUUCCAAGAGGGAAUCUUGGAGUAUGGUUCUGAUACGGACAUCAUGAUCAUUGACAAUGAUGUGUUGGUUUUGUACCCUGGACAGAGUUUUCCUUCAGAUAGCACACACAAGUCUGUGCUGUACAUAACCAAGGCUCGGGAAGCUGAUUGCAAACCUGGCUACGUGACCUUACAGCUAGGUCAGUCAGGACAGGAGCAGAGUUCUGUGCUUGCUAAUUCACUUAGUCAUGUUGGGGAAAAUACAUUUGUCUCCAGUGACAUCUUCAGAGAACAGGCCGUCAACCAACAAAGUCAAUCUGCAGCUAAGCCAAGUGUAUCUCAUGGGCCGAGCAGCACAUACCAGACAAAGGACGCUACUAUGAAUACGGUGGUCGGCUUUGCAUGUAAAAGCUGGCCUCGGGAUGCUGAUGAGUGGGUGACACGUACUCGUGUGUUUGGAUGGCCGCCUCAAAAACUGAUAGACCAAAUCGUUUGUCGUGGCUGUCACCUCGUGCCACUAGGAGCUAACUGUUCCAAGGACAAACCACUACAGUGGAGGAUAUCCCUGGCAUCAGCCGAGAGAGCUUUGGUUUACUCCCUCAGUCACAUCCAGUUGAAGGUUUACUGUUUACUGAAACAGUUCUUAACACAGUUGAAGAAUACAGAGUUACUAAGAGAACUCCCUGGCGAUAUUUUCUGCUCAACUCUUUUGAAAAUGCUGAUGUUUUUCUCAGUGGAAAACUCUCAUCCAAUGCUGUGGCAAGAACAAAACUUGUUUUACUGUUUCUGGUUUUGCCUAAACAUUCUGAUCUCUUGGGUCAAGACAGGAACAUGUCCAAAUUAUUUCAUCCCAUCUGACAACUUGUUCCGACAAAAUAUCCAUGGACAAAAUCAACAAAGUCUGCUGGAUAUUCUAACAGUUUUCCAUAGGGAAAAAUUACAAUGCCUUUCACAUGAAAAAUUCCUUCGACCAACUAUACUGGAAAGUGUUUGUGAUACUAAAGUACAGGCUGAGCUUAUGUGUACACACACUGAAAAUGAAAUGGAGUAUUACCGGGAUAUGGGACUAGGAGUAAAACAAGCCCCCACAUGCCAGACCAGUAGGUUAAACCUGCACAGACAUCUGAUGAGAACAAUGUAUUUGUUAAUGCAAUCAGACACAGAGGUUGACGAAAUUAUCGCUUUCUGUAAUAUGACAAGUUUGCUAUCACAGAUCACACAGGGAGAGGCCAGUCCUGACCACAUUGCCGAACCUACUGGAAACAAAGCUCGAUACCAGACCCUGAGGAAAUGUAAACACAGAUUAACCCUGUGUUCCUCAGUAGCCACGGAACUGUGCUACUUGGCAAAUUUUCACUUCCUGUCCGGGAACUACAGUAAAUCAUUGCAGUUGUGUAGACAAGUAAUGGCACAACCUUCAUAUCAAAGGAACGUUAACAUGCUGCUCCCACCAGAACAGAAAGCAAGGUAUAUACAAGAAUACUGCGGAAAGGGUUUCACUUUAAUUCACAAGCUGAGGAAAACCUUCACAAAGUCACUUUGUUUUGAGAACGAAUACCUGUAUCUUCCCCACCUUAACCCCGAGAUGUCAAAAAGUCCUGUAGGGGUGAACAUUCCACCACUGCCCUUUGUGGUGUUUCUGUCCUUCCUCUGCUGCCACGAACUCGGAGACACCAGAGGACGUGAUGCCGCACUACGUCACCUGAUAGUGGUCAAGUAUGAUGACCUAAAUGGAGGACACACAAACUGGACAGUGCACACCCUCCUUGGGAUCUGUUAUGAGACUUUAGGGGAUCAUCACAGGGCCAUCAGGUCUUACAUGGACUCGGAACAGUCAAAGACCGAGUUCCAUGACUUCAAUCCUGCCCUGGAGAGGAUUGGGGCACUACAAAGGUCUGACAGAGCCAGGUCAGAGGUCAUACAUUAGUGGCACCAAGGACCUUGAAAAGACUUCAUUAGAUUUUCACUUAUAAUAACUUAUAAUUAUCUGCUACAUUGUUUUCUCAACCUGAGGUCAAUACUGGCAUCAACUCAGAAAAUGAUUAGCUGACAAUGACAUCAUUUAAUAAAUAGAACGUAAUGGAACCUCUAUACCUCAUCCUAAAUCUCUAGUCUUAUACAAGUAGUGGGUAAUUGUGUUACCAGGUAUUGUUAUUAGCCUAUGGAGAUACAAAAUGUUUGUCCUAAGUACAAGAAACUUAGAAAAAGAGAGUACUUACGGUACUGAGAAGUCCCAAAACACACACGAUGGGGAGGAAUAGUUUGUCUGAAACCACGAAGCAAGAUUCACUCAAGUAUAUCUGCAUACAUGCAUUGACAAUGAUGAUAACUUAGUAAAUACAUGUAAAUACACAAAUUGUUAAUUUUAAAAUUGUUUUUUUUUGUGAACUGAUACUAACAUUGAAAAAACAAACUAAAACAUAAAUAUUGUAAUUCACUUGUUUUUCUUCUCACUAAAAUUUUCAUUUUUUUUGAACAAACAAUAUCCCCUUAUUCAAACAGGGAGCAAGUGUUACGACAAAUAGCCCAGAGUCAAUAAGUUCUGCUCAAUCAAGCAACAUAUAAAAACAUUGAUAUAUUUUCAUUCUUUAUGAAUAUCAUGGCAUUACUACAGCCCUCUAUUGAAUUGCUAGCAUACAUCAUUGAUAAUGAGUUACUCACAAAUAAAAAAAAACUUCAA
This is a messenger RNA of Mizuhopecten yessoensis (Yesso scallop), 2975 nucleotides long. RefSeq lists its product as uncharacterized. The transcript is spliced from 2 exons. Bases 138 to 2222 code for a protein of 694 amino acids. Lineage: Eukaryota; Metazoa; Mollusca; Bivalvia; Pectinida; Pectinidae. The record is from RefSeq and is a predicted model, not a curated record.